UCGCGUGAACACAGCACUGGUGUGCUCUCCAAAACACAGCAGACCCCAAAUGUUUUCCUCGGUCUUGCUGCGCUUCCACGUCAUCGUCCGUCGUCUAUUUUUUCUACCGCUCCAUCCUUAAAACUGCAGCAAGUCCUCCUCUUUACUAUUUGGAACAGCGUUGGCUGCACGAGCAGUUGGAAGCAGUUCCCGAGCAGCGUCAGUGUUAUUAUUCGACAUGAGGCUUGGACUGGCCACUCUCGUGUGUUUCCUCAGCUCUGUGUGGCUGACGGAGUGCGCGCCUCCGACCUGCUACUCCAGGGCGCUCGGCCUUAGCAAAGAAGUCAUGGCUUUGCUGGAUAAAAUACACACUUACCACCUCACGAAAACGUGUGCUGAAGUCCUGCCUACUAUCUUCAUUGAUGUGCAUAACUCAUGUAUCACCACCAAGCUCCGUGACUUGCUCUACGUGGUGCUGAACCAUCCCAGCCAGUUCUGUAGAGAGCGUCCCAGAAUGGUGUUGCUGAAACGAAAAGUCCAGAACUUGUACACCAUCAUCACCAGAAUUUGUUAUCGGGACCUGGUGUUUUUCACAGAUGACUGUGAGGCUAUCGAUACUGGCCACAGCAGCAGGCCUCACUAUGCAGAGGACAGGCUUCAGCUCCUGCAAGAGGAGAGAUGAGCAACACACCGAGCAGACAACUGAUAUACACUGGUCUAUUACAUUCAUACACACACAUCAGCAAUAUGUAGAAUGCACGCACAAGUACAUGUACAGUACACACCACGGCCUGCAGUCUAUUAGAUACAUCAUACAGUUUUGGAAGGACACACAGUGCUGUUUCAUGUCGCACCUAGUUGGCUCUGUGUUAGCUGCGGACCCAUGUUAGUGGACAUGUGUGGCUACAUUCCAGCAAGGAGUGCAGAACUUUCCACAGGAAAUUUGCUGAAUGCCAACCAUGCCGAUGAAAACCUUGAAAUAAUAAACCAUUAAGAGAUGCUUGUGAGCCGGGAUUUAAGUGCUGCUUACUUACCAGGGCCUGAUCAAAGGUCCAUGUGUCAUUAAGAGAAAUAUGUUGUGUUGCCAUAACCCUUGGUCUGACUAACAUGACUUAAAGGAGCAUUAUGCAGCAUUUUGUAAACAUCUGAAGCAUCAAACAUGAAAAUGUUAUGCAAGAAUUAGAUGUCCUGGGCGUUGCAUUGGUUUUACAGUAUGUUCUCUCAGAAUUCUCUCACAUAAAAAGUGUUUUUACUCGUCGUUUAAAGCCACGGAAGUUAAAACAGUGCUGCUACUGCUUUAAGUAUAGUUGGAUAAAAUUUAUAUUUUUAUGGCCUUAAGCACAAUGCAUAUGAAAUAAUAGAGCCCUCACUGUCAUAGACAUAUUAGGAACUUGUACCUGUUUUUAUAUAUACUUAAUGGCAAUCUAUAUACAGUAUGUCUUCUGUAAUAAAACUUCUUUCUAUA
Messenger RNA from Lates calcarifer (barramundi perch), 1444 nucleotides. RefSeq names its product cytokine-like protein 1 (gene cytl1). The transcript is spliced from 4 exons. Gene Ontology annotation, biological process: positive regulation of transcription by RNA polymerase II. NCBI's taxonomy places the organism in Eukaryota, Metazoa, Chordata, Actinopteri, Centropomidae. The record is from RefSeq and is a predicted model, not a curated record. Bases 218 to 661 code for a protein of 147 amino acids.